Messenger RNA from Kogia breviceps (pygmy sperm whale), 2150 nucleotides. The record is from RefSeq and is a predicted model, not a curated record. NCBI's taxonomy places the organism in Eukaryota, Metazoa, Chordata, Mammalia, Artiodactyla, Physeteridae.
GACCACACCCCGGCGCCCAGAGCCUGCCAGCGCGCACCCCGGAUCUUCGCGUGUCGCCGGCUCGAGGCGGGUGCAAAAAUUAACAAAGCUUCAUAAUCACCCCAAGACCACAUAGAGCAAACAUGAAUGAUAUUUCCCAAAAGGCCGAGCUUCUGAUUUCUUCAUCUAAACCUGUACCAAAAACCUAUGUGCCAAAACUUGGCAAGGGUGAUGUAAAGGAUAAGUUUGAAGCCAUGCAGAGAGCCAGGGAAGAAAGAAAUCAAAGGAGAUCUAGAAACGAAAAGCAAAGAAGAAAAGAACAAUAUAUUAGAGAGAGAGAAUGGAACAGGAGAAAGCAGGAGAUUAAAGAAAUGCUUGCUUCUGAUGAUGAGGAAGAGGUAUCUUCUAAAGUAGAAAAGGCUUAUGUCCCAAAGCUAACAGGAACUGUUAAAGGUAAAUUUGCUGAAAUGGAGAAACAAAGACAAGAGGAGCAAAGGAAGAGAACAGAAGAGGAACGAAAACGCAGAAUUGAGCAGGAUAUGUUAGAAAAGAGGAAGAUACAACGUGAAUUAGCAAAAAGGGCUGAGCAGAUUGAGGACAUAAACAAUACGGGAACUGAAUCAGCAUCAGAGGAAGGAGAUGAUUCACUGCUUGUAACAGUGGUACCUGUCAAAUCACACAAAACAUCUGGAAAAAUAAAAAAGAAUUUCGAAGAUCUAGAAAAAGAACAAGAAGAAAAGGAAAGGGUCAAGUACGAAGAAGGUAAAAGAAUAAGAUAUGAAGAACAACGUCGAUCUCUCAAGGAAGCAAAGUGUCUUUCAUUGGUCAUGGACGAUGAACUGGAAAGUGAGGCAAAAAUAGAGUCACUUUCUCCUGGAAAAUUGAAACUGACUUUUGAAGAAUUGGAAAGACAAAGACAAGAAAACCGAAGGAAGCAAGCUGAGGAGGAAGCAAGAAAACGUUUAGAAGAAGAGAGGCGUGCUUUUGAAGAAGCAAGGCGGCAAAUGGUAAAUGAAGAGGAGGAAAACCAAGACACAGAAAACAUUUUUAAAGGGUACCGCCCUGGUAAACUCAAACUCAGUUUUGAAGAAAUAGAAAGACAAAGGAGAGAAGAUGAAAAAAGGAAAGCAGAAGAAGAAGCCAGAAGAAGAAUAGAGGAAGAAAAGAAGGCAUUUGCUGAAGCAAGGAGAAGCAUGGUAAUAGAUGAUGACUCCCCAGAGAUGUAUAAAACAAUCUCUCAAGAAUCUCUUACACCGGGAAAACUAGAAAUUAAUUUUGAAGAAUUAUUAAAACAAAAAAUGGAAGAAGAAAGACGACGAACAGAGGAGGAACGGAAGCAUAAGCUAGAGAUGGAAAAACAGGAAUUUGAACAACUGAGACAAGAAAUGGGAGAGGAAGAAGAAGAAAAUGAAACCUUUGAACUGAGCAGGGAAUAUGAAGAAUUAAUCAAAUUGAAAAGGAGUGGCUCUAUUCAAGCUAAAAAUCUAAAAAGCAAGUUUGAAAAAAUUGGACAAUUGUCUGAAAAACAAAUACAGAAAAAGAUAGAAGAAGAACGAGCAAGAAGAAGAGCAAUUGAUCUUGAAAUUAAAGAGCGAGAAGCAGAAAACUUUCAUGAGGAAGAAGAUGUUGAUAUCAAGCCUGCAAAAAAAAGUGAGGCUCCAUUUACUCAUAAAGUGAAUAUGAAAGCUAGAUUUGAACGAAUGGCUAAGGCAAGAGAAGAAGAAGAACAAAGAAGAAUUGAAGAGCAAAAGUUAUUACGCAUGCAGUUUGAACAAAAGGAAAUUGAUGCAGCACUACAAAAGAAAAGAGAAGAGGAGGAAGAAGAAGAAGGUAGCAACAUGAAUGGCUCCACCAUUGAAGAUGAAGAGCAAACCAGAUCAGGAGCUCCAUGGUUUAAGAAGCCUCUAAAAAACACAUCAGUUGUAGACAGUGAGCCAGUUAGAUUUACUGUUAAAGUAACAGGAGAACCCAAACCAGAAAUUACAUGGUGGUUUGAAGGAGAAAUACUGCAGGAUGGAGAAGACUAUCAAUAUAUUGAAAGAGGAGAAACUUACUGUCUUUAUUUACCAGAAACUUUCCCAGAAGAUGAAGGAGAGUAUAUGUGUAAAGCAGUGAACAAUAAAGGCUCUGCAGCUAGUACCUGCAUUCUUACCAUUGAAAGUAAGAAUUAA